Molecule: messenger RNA, 3251 nt
Organism: Plodia interpunctella (Indianmeal moth)
Lineage: Eukaryota; Metazoa; Arthropoda; Insecta; Lepidoptera; Pyralidae
Product: beta-hexosaminidase subunit beta-like
Exons: 10
Coding region: 469-2097 (542 amino acids)
Biological process (GO): ganglioside catabolic process; carbohydrate metabolic process; glycosaminoglycan metabolic process
Cellular component (GO): membrane; lysosome
Molecular function (GO): beta-N-acetylhexosaminidase activity
Source: RefSeq, a predicted model, not a curated record
GUAAUAUGUAAAAAAGCGAAUUAUAAAUUUCUUUCGUUGAUAAGAACACAUGAGAUGAGAUACCGACACAAAAAUAUGUAUUUAAUUAGCUAAACGAAUACAUGUAUAUAUACAAAUGCCAACAUAUAAACAAAGACAUGAAAAAUGUUAACUGUUAUGCGAUUCGAGAAAUUUCUUCGCCAUUUGAACAAGUAUUAUUAAGACUUGAAUUAUUUGUCCAGCUAAAUAUUGAUAACAACACACCGUGAAGUUUACAAACUAACUUCAGAGUGGACGACACAGGGAUCACAUCACAGUCAGAUAAAGUCACUCGUGUGCUGCAACGCGCGCAGCGCACUCAUGUUCAAAGUAAUAGCAAUAUUUUAGUAGUUAUAAUAACUAUUGUUAUAGUUUUGAUAAGACACGAUAGAUCUUGACGUCCGUUGUAUUUGCAGUUAUACUAGUGAGUUGAUGUAAUUGUGUUAAAUUAUGUAUUUUCCACUUGUUAUUAUCGCCACAUUAUUCGGCGUCCAUUUUGCUAAAGUAUAUCCUGGCCCCAAGUUUCCGCCAACCAAAGGAGCAGUGUGGCCGAAACCACAGUUCCAGAGGAAAGAUGGCACCUACUACACUUAUGUACCUUCGCAGUUCAACUUUACAAUAUUGAAUAAUACUUGCGACAUUUUAAAUAAAGCGGUCGAGCGAUAUUCAUUUACGCUACGGACCUUUGCAUACAUAUCACGAUGGUCGAAACGGUCCGUGAGAACACCUCAACCAAACUCCAGGAAUGGUACUAAGGCGAAAGUUAUCAAACAACUGGAGAUUGAAUUAACUUCGCCUUGUGAAAAUCGUCCCUAUAUGGGUAUGGACGAAAGCUACGAGCUGACCGUCAACCAAACAUCGUAUCUCAAGGCGAACUCAAUUUGGGGCAUUUUGAAAGGAUUAGAAAGCUUUUCCCAUUUGUUUUAUCUAACAGAUGACUAUACUGAAGUUCGGAUAAAUAGUACGACUAUACUAGACUUUCCACGUUACCUGCACCGGGGUCUGCUUCUGGACACCUCACGCCAUUUUAUAUCUCUGAAUAAAAUUCUGAAGACCCUGAACGCUAUGGCCAUGAACAAGAUGAACGUGUUGCAUUGGCACAUAGUGGACGAUCAGAGCUUCCCGUACCAGAGUGAAAAGUUCCCUGAAUUGAGUGCUAAAGGGGCAUUCCAUCCAUCGAUGGUAUACAGCAAAGCAGAUAUUGAGACUGUGAUCCGAUACGCUACUUACAGAGGAAUACGGGUCGUGCCGGAGUUUGAUGCACCUGGACACACGCGUUCAUGGGGAGAAGCGUUCCCGAACAUUCUAACCCAGUGUUAUGAAGGCAACAAGUCGGUCAGUUUGGGUCCAAUGGAUCCGACCAAAAACGACACGUACAAUAUUCUAAGAGAACUGUUGAAUGAAGUGCAGUCGCUGUUUCCGGAUGAGUACUUCCACAUCGGAGGCGACGAAGUUGAUUUGAAUUGCUGGUUGUCCAAUCCUGAUGUUAUAGAGUACAUUAAGCAACACAACGUAACUGAAGACCAACUACACGGAAUCUUCAUGAAGAAUGUUCUGCCCUUACUGAAACCCAAUUCAACAGCUAUAGUUUGGCAAGAGGUUUUUGAUGAGAACGUAUCAUUAAACAAGGACGUAUUGGUGCAAGUUUGGAAAUCAGCGGAUGAAAUGAUCAAUGUACUCAAUUCAGGACAUAAGGUACUGUAUUCAGCGUCUUGGUACCUCGAUCAUCUUUCUGAGGGAGGGGACUGGAAAAGCUUUUAUGAUGCUGAUCCGAGAGAUAUGUUGAAUGGAAAAGUCAACUGGUCUCUUCUAUCCAACAUAGUGGGGGGCGAGGCGUGCAUGUGGGGGGAAGUGGUGGACGAUAGCAACGUCAUAUCCAGAGUGUGGCCCCGCGCCAGCGCCGUGGCCGAGCGGCUGUGGAGCACGACUUCAAUGCACCCUGAGACGUUUCUACCAAAACUCAUCAUUCUAGAUACAGAAAAUCGUCUCGAAGAACACACCUGUCGUAUGAAGAGGCGCGGAGUGGAUGCCCAACCUCCUAACGGUGCAGGAUUCUGCGUCACCUCGCACAAUGAAUGAGGAUUUGAUUAAAAUUGCUCUAUGGUCAAGUAAUAAUUCCGUGAUUCUCAUUCCAAACAAACAAAUCUGUAACUUUUGGUUCCUAAUUUCAGCUAACUCACAGUUACAGAAUGUUAGGAUGAGAGAGUGCGACAGAGAUCUAGAGGCUUAAAGGCUGGUUUAUGGCAACCAACAAUACGGGAUGAGAUCUUUAUGUUUUUACAUUAUUUCUUACUUAUUUUGUUAUUGAAAAAACAAUAUUAUCUAGGAUUUUCUUUGUCUAUAGGUAUAUACAAACCUGGCUAUGCCCUUGUGUGAUAGUCAUACGCAUGGCGUAGAUAGAAGUUACAAUUUUUAUAAGACUUUGAAAUUCCUAAUCCCACACAGCAACUAUCUACAAAAUAUGCUAAAGAUAAUAUUUGUUGUCUUGUUUUUAACAAAUAUACCUACCUAAUAGUCAGAUUAUUAUAAGUGUAACAAAGACAACAAUAAGUUCGUAUAAAAUUAGGAAUAUUUUGGCAUAAUGUGUAAACUUGAUAUGUAAAUGUGUUUUGUUUAGCCGAAUAAAGUUUUUCUUUCUUUCUUUUGAGACAUAAAGCUAUAUUGUGACAAUGAAAUGUUAUAAGUACAUAGCGUUUCGACUAUCGUUACUAGAAUUUGGAUUUGGUCAAUGCUAUGUUAGCAACUUAUUUGAAAAAACCCUAAUUAUGUAUUAGUUAAUUAUCUAUCUAUUGCUACUUUUGUUUUCCUAAUUCAGGAAUGCAACGAGCUUGUGUAACAUUUUUAUUAUAAUAGGGCAUUGUGGAUAAUCGUUUCUGAGCCGUAGAUUACAGAAUUAUGAAUUCUGUGUGCAGAACUUUUGGACGAUUAAGUAUAUUAUAUUUUAAGCGCCAAAUACUCGUGCCCUGUGCCGCAGUUUUAUGAUAGGUCGGUACCUACACUAUCUACAAAAUUAAAAAGCGAAACAGUCUCUUUUAUUAAAGCACUUAAUAUGAUUUUAGUUAUUAUGUUAGUACGUGGUUGUAGUUUUCGGGGCAAGGAGCACCGGUACUUGAAAUAUACUGAUUAGUGAUUACCUAGGUUAUAGUUCAAUUGCAAUUGAUUUAAAUUGUACCUACCUACUAUACUUAGGUCUGUAAUUGAACAUAAAUGUCAAUAAAGACUAUUAUUAUUUA